GCGACACGCGCUCGCUCCUUGUAGGUUCGGUGGUGUGUGUUUCAAAAUUGUGUUGUGUUUUGAGUGCAUCUUACGUCGUCUUUUCCGGUGAGUCGAGCAGCUGUGACUGGAUCUCAGCUGUAUUACGUAGUCCGCAGAGUGGGUUAUUGCUGCCUCAACGAGAUAUAGGGAUUUCGCGUGGUAGAGAUGUCGCUGAGUGAAUGUGCGCCCUGAAGCUAAGUCACGGACUCUAGCCGGAUACCAUCACCGACGGGAGACGUCGUUAGUACUUCUCUCGAACCAAGCAUUACUGUCGGUGGAACAACACCGGCGCAUCAGACCAAGGGUCGCUGCGGACAACCAUCGGAGGCAGACCACAAAAAAUACGUCAUACCAGCUAACACUUGGCUACGCCCUGGAUUCUAAGCGACGUUCGCUUCUUACCCCGCAACGGAUCACGUAACGCGCGCUGAAAGGAGGGAGCGCCAGCCGCCAUGUCCUCGGAGCUGAGCGGCUUCCUGGAGGUGAAGGUGCCAUCGCGCGUCCGCAAGAGGGGGCUCACUCCUUGGAAGGCGUGGCGGCGGCAGUGGUGCGAAGCGCGGCCGGCAGCUGAGGAAGGCGCCGUUGAGCUGCAGUUCUCCGCGACGCCGGGAGGUGGCAGCACCAACACAGUGCACAUUCCGCACGGGGUCGUGCUCUGCCGCUCCGAGUCCCGGUCCCGCCAGUUCGCGUUCGGCGUGUACGAGCAGCCGCAGGUGGAGGGCCGUUCCCACUCUCAGUCCCAGGGCCUGGGUGUGGGUGUGGGUGUGGGCACGCCGCGGCGGCCGUCACUCUUCCUGGCCACCCCUAACGAGGCCGAGACGCAGACCUGGAUGGCGCACAUCCGCGCGCUGCUCGCCAUGGGACGCCCGCUGCCUGCUGCAUCAAGACUAGGGGAGAGCGACUUCGCGGUGUCACUGAUCGACAAUGCACACGCGCGUGCUGCCGGCCUAGCGGGCUACCACGGCGUGCUGAGUGUGACACCAACGCACCUGGUGCUGCGUGACCCCUUCCUGGAGGAGGUCCGUAUGCGCAUCGACUGGCGUCAGCUGCACCAGUGCCACGUAGCCGCCGCCACCAACCCUAGCGACGAGAAUCGCAUCUGCGUCCUACAUACCAGCAGCGCCUUCUGUGCGGGCGCGGGGCAGCUGGUGCUGUGGUGCGGGUGGCGCGCACCACGGCUGGUGCAGCGCGUCGUUUUCUCGCGGCUGGCGGCCGCCGCAGCGCCUGCUGUCCUCGCCGCUGCCCACACCGCCGUCUGCACCGCCUUCUCUACCGGCCGCUGCCACCGCGCCCGCAUCCACCGCCGCCUCUAUGGCCGGCCCACUGGUGGCACAGUCCGCCGUGUGCGCGGGCCUACGCGCUGCCAGCCGCCGGCUCAGCCGCAGCGAGAGCGACCUCGCGCUGCUGCUGUCCUGCUGCGCACGCACUCGGGGUCGCGCGACUCUGGCGUGCGAGUCUCCACCGCUUCCGACGACUCCAGCACCGGCCGCGGCAAAGGUAGUGGUACUCUAUAUCUGCGCUGUUUUCUAACAAUUACUUACUUUCUUCCUAUUGGAGGGGUGUCGAUUGCGUCGAGUCUAAUAUCUGCUGGCUUGGGGCUGAUGUUCUCGACACCAGGCUGCAGUGAAGUUGACUCAGAAUCUUUGCAUGAGUAUCAACAGAUUGGAAGCUUUGACAGUGAUGAGGAUGAUCAGGACCAGAUUCGGUAUGGGACAUCUCCGAGGAGGGAGUCUGGUAUUUCUGUGGCAUCUGGUAUAUAUGAGGAGAUAGAUGAAUCUGAAGUAUCAUCACAGAGCCAUUACGAGAAUCCUGUAUCUUUACACUGGACAACAUUAAUGAACAAGAGUGCCCCUCUACCUCCUCCACUGCCCCCACGGAAGAGACACGACUGCCGCACUAUCUGCAGUGUACGGAGUGAGGAGACAUUAGACGACUGCCGACCAUCGUCGAGGCUGGUUUCGUCACAAGUGGCCCUGAGAUACACUGAACGGCAUUCUGCAUCCUGUUCUGCUCUUUCUGACACUGAACCUGGAUACAUGCCUAUGUCCCCUCGCAUUCCAGUAACAGCAGCAGCUGAAGAACAGCUCUACAUGCCUAUGGCAAGCAUUGACAUAUCAUGACAUUUUUGUUUAUGGAGUAUAGUACUGCCAAACACUCCUGCACUCUCCAUCCCCAGGGUAAUUUUGGUCACUCCAAUUGAGGAACUAUGAAUUUAUUAGUCUUUCCACAAACUGACUUUAUUUUUUGUAUAAUUGAAACCCUUUUGAAAAUAUGAGUGUUAAUUUGUGUGUCACCAGCAAUCACUGUACACUCUUUUUCAAGAACUACGUAGUUCUCUGUGAUAUCUCUGGAGCUGAUGCAACAGUAGCUGGAUGUUAUCUUUUUGUCCACCCUGUCCAAAUAAUGCAGAUUUUAAUCAAUCCAAGAGCGGACCAGGGGAGGGGAGAUUCUUUUCAAUCCAUGAUGUACUGUUUCAUUGACAAGAAAAAGUAAAGCAAUUGAUAGUUGUGAAUUAAUGAUAAUGUGUUAGCAUAUUUCAUCAAGUAUAUAAUCACAUUUCCACUUGUGUUUACGCUUUCUAUGUGGGAAUACUCAACCUUGUUCUUUUGCAUACAUGUACUGAGUGUGUCCAAAGUACAUUUCAUUGCAGAAUGUAAUGUCUUUCAUCUUAAAGCAGGAAAACAGUAGAAAAAUAGAAGAUUCAAGUACUGUAUGCAUAAAAAUAAGAGAACUCCACAGAAAGGAACUUUGCAAUAGGCUUUCAAGGAAUACGGAUAUUGUAUGUUGAAACUUUUUCACUUAUUCAGUCUUCAGAACAUUUGCAGCAUGUGAGAUAUAGUAACCCAUUUUCAGUAUUACCCUUUCCUGUGUAGGUGUCCUUUCGUAAAUACAAGACAAUAUGAAUUAUGCAGAUCUCUGUAGCUCCUAGAAUUUUUAAUUUUGUAUUUGAUAGCCAGAGUAAUGCUGUAAAAUUUUAGGAGAGGAUAUGUCACAAAAACUUGUUUUUACAAAUGUGUGUCACAUAUCUCAGUUUUGAACAAACCUGCAGAAAGCAAAACAUUUAACACUGAUGGAAAGAAAUUCAGUGUAUGCAGUGCUGAGAAGAAAAUAUGUGUAUGAAGAAAGAGGAUUGAGUACCUUCAUGUUUGUGUCAUUUAAAGGGAACAGUAAAUAUGUUUGUGACGUUUUGUUUUGUUUUAAUUUGUGGGUUCAUCUCAUAGUAUUUGAUUUAAAGGCUUAAACAGAUGGUGUAAUGUGAUUAGUACAAAGUGUGGGUGAAUGAAGCGCACAAAUAUCUUGCAGAUCUGUAAUUGUCAGAGUUAUCAAACUGGUGAUGUUGAAGUAAAACCAUAGUGUUGAAUGAUACCAAAAAAGCAAAAUAUAAAUCAUAACAAUGUCUUUUUUAUGUGUAUACAGAAAAUGAAAUAAAUUUGUACAUU
Molecule: messenger RNA, 3461 nt
Organism: Schistocerca piceifrons (Central American locust)
Lineage: Eukaryota; Metazoa; Arthropoda; Insecta; Orthoptera; Acrididae
Exons: 13
Coding region: 474-2141 (555 amino acids)
Source: RefSeq, a predicted model, not a curated record